This is a messenger RNA of Soboliphyme baturini, 627 nucleotides long. The record is from the annotation of a GenBank genome assembly. NCBI's taxonomy places the organism in Eukaryota, Metazoa, Nematoda, Enoplea, Dioctophymatida, Soboliphymatidae.
AUGGACUCUAACGUCCCCUGUUGGGCUUUGCCAGAGAUUUUGUCCACUAUCGAGGUUUGUCGGGAAGCAGAGACGAGGCUGUGCAUGAUCGACUGUUUGUCAUCGAUGUUCUUGGGUACUGGCAAGGAAUGGAUACGCAGCAGUGACGAAAUCAGUCCACUGCUUGCCAUCUUCCGACACACUCUUCAGGAAGUCAAGUCAGGAGAAAUCGGCAACUUGUUGGAGUUUCUUGGAAAAUAUGUGGAGGCUGAAUUAAGGAUCUCGAAGGAGGCUAAAGACGAUCACUAUAAUCCUUUCUGGAAGUCACCGCCAGAGAUCAUUUACGAACCGCUUUUUCUGAUACGCCUUACCGCAAGUUGCAUCGAACUGGCCGCAAAUGAAGAAGGUCAAGUACAAGGAGAAGAAACCGUUCUUUCAGCGUUGUCUCUGGUAGAAGAACGUUCGAAAAAAGGGGUCGUCAAGCGGUGCAAAUCCCCCAACCAGCCGUCUCUGGAGCGUGUUGGACGUAACUGUGCAGAGUUCCUUUUUACCGUCGCGGAAGGCCGUAACCUUCCUGUUAACUGGAGACUUAAGUUUGUUGCCACGUUGUGCGUACAGUUUCUUAAACUUUUGAAGUUACUGGAAUAA